Molecule: messenger RNA, 246 nt
Organism: Vicia faba (fava bean)
Lineage: Eukaryota; Viridiplantae; Streptophyta; Magnoliopsida; Fabales; Fabaceae
Source: the annotation of a GenBank genome assembly
AUGGAGUUUAAGAUUGAUGACUCCAGUAAUGAAGAACAGGAUCAAGAUGAUAAUAUGACUCAAGAUUCUUCUAGAGUAGACCAAAUUCUGUUAGCAAUUCCUACAUUAUCAGCUGUUAGAACAGUUGAUGAGCCCUAUAUGGGUCAGGAGUUCGUAUCAGAAGCUGAAGCACAUGCGUUUUAUAAUGCAUAUGCUACACGCGUUGGAUUCGUCACACGUGGAGAGCAUAUGCUGAUUUUUUGGUGA